Gracilinanus agilis (Agile Gracile Mouse Opossum) is the source of this 1146-nucleotide messenger RNA. RefSeq names its product BRCA1/BRCA2-containing complex subunit 3 (gene BRCC3). The annotation marks the transcript as partial. Gene Ontology annotation, molecular function: metallopeptidase activity; polyubiquitin modification-dependent protein binding. The transcript has 5 exons. Gene Ontology annotation, biological process: double-strand break repair. Gene Ontology annotation, cellular component: BRISC complex; BRCA1-A complex. NCBI's taxonomy places the organism in Eukaryota, Metazoa, Chordata, Mammalia, Didelphimorphia, Didelphidae. The record is from RefSeq and is a predicted model, not a curated record.
CACAGAUUGGCUGAGGUGACUGGCCGUCCUAUGCGUGUCGUGGGCUGGUAUCAUUCCCACCCCCACAUCACUGUGUGGCCGUCCCAUGUUGAUAUUCGCACUCAGGCCAUGUACCAGAUGAUGGAUGAAAGCUUUGUGGGACUGAUUUUCUCCUGCUUCGUGGAAGACAAAAACACCAAGACUGGCCGGAUCCUCUACACUUGCUUCCAGUCUACCCAGGCGCAGAAGGGCUCAGAAUAUGAGAGAGUCGAUGUCCCUCUGCACGUUGUGCCUCAAGAAACUAUGGGGAAAGCGUCCCUGGAAGCUGCCAUAGAACUGCCCAAGAUUCUGUGCCAGGAGGAACAAGAUGCUUAUCGGAAAAUCCACAGCCUCACCCAUCUGGAUGCAGUGACCAAGAUUCACAAUGGCUCUGGUAAGUACCUCGCUGGGCGGCGGCGAGGCUAGCACGGCUUCUCGGAGACGGACUCUCCGGGCAGGGCGGCUCAUCGCUCCCUUCUUAGACGGCCCAGCACCAGGAAGGCAGCCCUCAGCUGACUGCCUCAGAAGACACUGGGGGCAAAGAGAUCAUUUGUACGGGGUGCACCGGCGUCCCGACACAGGUGUCCUUCGACAGAGGCGGGGGGAGGGAGACAGAAACCCCAUUUGAAAACGGGGUUGCCGUGAGAGUUGGUCCCAUUUUUCUCAGCCCACAUGAGGCACGAGUGAAAGUCAUGCUGUCACCUUCCCGUUCCAGGAAGUGGGGGACCCUGAACACGUCCCCUCCCCCAAGGAAGGAAGGAGCCCAAAGCUGGAAGGAUGAAGGUGGCCCUGCCCAGGCAGAAUGCUCCAGUGCAUGGAGGCAGUUGGAUUUGCUUGGGCAAUCAAAUUUGUUAGGAGUAAUAGGAGAUACAGGGCUUUGGCCCGUCGUUCCCCUCCCCCCCUCCCCAACACACUUUGGAAGGGCCUUCUUAAACGUCCCACGAAGGCUGUGGAGCAGGGAAAUGACCCAUUCAGCCCUGGGGCCCCAAGGAUGCCCUUCUGGGAGCUCCAAGAAGGCUGGAUGGGGAAGAGAAGAUACACAGGUCUGGGGCAGAAGGACAGAGAGUCAGUCAGCAAGACUUGGUAGUAAAGGCCCACAAGGCCUCUAGGGAAUGGUUGGAGGCAGUU